UCUCUCUCUCUCUCUCUCUCUCUCUCUCUCUCGAUCUCGAUCCCGAUCUCGAGGUCGACAAUGGCGAAUUCGCCGGCGCUUCUUCUCCCUCUCCUCCUCCUCGGCUUCGUCCUCUUCGUGGCCCCGCCGCUCCUCGUCUCCGCCGACGACCCCUACCGCUACUUCACCUGGACCGUCACGUACGGCGACAUCUACCCCCUCGGAUCCAAGCAACAGGGGAUUUUGAUCAAUGGGCAAUUCCCGGGCCCCCGCAUCGAUUGCGUCACCAACGACAACAUUAUCGUCAAUGUAAUCAACAAGAUCGAUGUGCCCUUCCUCAUUACUUGGAAUGGGAUUAAGCAGAGGAAAAACUCAUGGCAAGACGGAGUAUUGGGCACAAAUUGCCCUAUUCCCCCAAAUUCGAACUACACUUACAAGUUCCAAACGAAGGACCAAAUCGGGAGCUUCUUCUACUUCCCCUCCGUCGGCAUGCAGAGAUCUGCGGGCGGUUUCGGCGCUCUAAAUGUGUAUCAGAGGCCGCUGAUUCCCGUCCCUUACCCCACCCCUAGUGGGGAUUUCACUUUACUCAUUGGUGAUUGGUAUAGGACCAGUCAUAAGGUGUUGCAGCAAACUUUGGAUUCGGGAAAAGAUCUAUCUUUCCCUGAUGGGCUUAUCAUUAAUGGUGGUCAGCCGACAGCCUUCAACGGAGAUCAAGGGAAAACCUACCUGUUUAGGAUCUCGAAUGUUGGGCUAACAAACUCCAUCAACUUCCGGAUUCAGAACCACAAGCUGAAGCUUGUGGAAGUUGAAGGAACGCACACACUUCAGAACACCUAUGACUCCCUUGACAUCCACGUGGGCCAGUCAUUGGCCGUCUUGGUUACACUUGAUCAGCCUGCCAAAGACUACUAUAUUGUUGCCUCGACCCGGUUCACCAGGAAGAUUCUUACCGCAACGGCGCUCUUGCACUAUAGUGGCUCGAACUCCCCGGUCACUGGCUCCAUCCCGCCCAGCCCUCCUUACCAAGUUCAUGGGUCCAUGCAGCAAGCUAGGACCUUUAGGUGGAACUUAACAGCAAGUGCGGCAAGGCCUAACCCUCAGGGCUCAUACCAUUAUGGGACUAUUCCUAGGGCAAGGUCACUACAUAUAUUUAAUUCCGCACCGAUGAUUGGUGGGAAGCAACGCUAUGCAGUUAAUGGUGUGUCAUAUGUCGUGCCUGAUACGCCUUUAAAGCUUGCAGAUAAUUUCAAUAUUGCAAAUGUGUUUGCUUGGGAUAGCCUCCCAUUUCCACCUACAGCUGGCCCAGCUGUACUUGGCACCCCAGUUGUUCGGUUCAAUCUGCAUGAUUUCAUUGAGAUAGUGUUUGAAAACACAGAAAAUACGAUCCAAACAUGGCAUCUUGAUGGCUACGACUUCUGGGUUGUUGGCUAUGGUUUAGGGAAAUGGACACAGAAUGUCACCAAGAGUUAUAAUUUGGUUGAUGCUGUCACCAGGCAUACAGUUCAGGUUUAUCCCAACGGAUGGUCCGCAAUAUUGGUAUCUUUGGACAACGAAGGAAUGUGGAACCUUAGAUCAUCGAUGUGGGCGAGGCAAUACUUAGGCCAGCAGUUCUACUUCAGAGUGUGGACUCCGCAGAAGAGCUACUCCAAUGAGUAUGACAUUCCCCCGAAUACUCUACUGUGUGGCAAGGCUGCUGGUCUCCACCAUUAGCAGAAAUUUACGCAACUAUUUUGUUUGUUGAACUAGUUUUCGUCACAAUGGGGUGACGGCAAGAGGCAAAAGAUUUUUAAAAAAACACAAAAACAGGAAGAAAUAUUAUAUUUCUUGAUUAAAAAGACAAAUGUAUUUGAUUUGUGAUUCUAUUGUUUUUCUCAAAAAAAAAGAAAAAAACAAUGUAUGGGCAAAAUUUGCUACUGAAAUUUGCGCCAGAUCUGCCUUUCUUAA
Messenger RNA from Ananas comosus (pineapple), 1923 nucleotides. RefSeq names its product L-ascorbate oxidase homolog. Gene Ontology annotation, molecular function: oxidoreductase activity; copper ion binding. Bases 61 to 1689 code for a protein of 542 amino acids. The record is from RefSeq and is a predicted model, not a curated record. NCBI's taxonomy places the organism in Eukaryota, Viridiplantae, Streptophyta, Magnoliopsida, Poales, Bromeliaceae. The transcript is spliced from 8 exons.